ACAAAUCAUACAAUUAACUUUGUAAUUGAAAUGAGUGAGCAAAGAAUAGCUAUUUAAUGUAUUUCCAAUGCUUUAUGAAAUUAAUCAAAUUACAUGAUUCUUUUAAGUGAACAUUAACUCCAAUGAUUGUUCAACUUUAACAGUAAGAGUUUGCUUUUCAUAAAUGAAUGUUUCUUGAUUUUUAAUUUCUAACAAAAUUAGUAUAAAUAUAACUUAUACAUUUGGGUAAAAUGCCUUUGAAUGGAUUAUCUGUUCGUGAUAGUUUUAGUGACAUUCAAUAUUUCAUCGAUAACAGCCAGUUAAUCGACAUUGGUACUUGGCAGGAUUAUGUUUGCCUUUUUUGUUUGUGUGUUGCUGAGAAUCCAGUUGUCCACAAAACUAGCCUUCAAUCUGCUUGCAAAGCAAUAUUUUGUCAAGCUUGUUUCGAUGAGGCAAUACAACAUGACCAAUAUCAAAUAUGCCCGUUAAGGUGCAGUGAAUCGGAAUAUUUACGAGAUUCUGUUGAACCAUUGCCUGUUGAGAUGCCAAAUGGACGAAGUGUCCAACAACGUGACAACUUACUUGUAAAGUGUAAAUUUGAAAUGUGCGAUUGCUUUGUGCGAUUCAGUGAUUAUUCAAUGCACAUUGACAACUGUGGAAUGAAUCCAAAUGUGAAGGCAAUAUGUCGUAUUUGUCUAGUGCCAAUAGGAAACCACAACUGUGCUGAAUUUGUGGCUAAUUUGGUUGAAAAAACAAGCCAGUUAACCGGACAUCAACAGGAUUUGACAGCUAAAAUUGAAAAUUUGGAGAAAGAAAUUGACAAAUUGAACAUUGAAAAUAUAAUUCUCAGAGAAAUCGUUGAUGAAAUUGUUAGUGAUUAAAACUUGCUGAUUCUAAGAGCUGAUCGAUGAUGAGAAUUUGGUGGUUAAUUUGGUGUUUUUCUACAAUAAGAUUCAUUGAGUUACCUUUUCUAAAUAUUAUGCUAUCUAUAUCUAUUCUGUAUAUAAUACUAUCAAUCUAAUUUUUAUUUCUAAAAUAUAAGAAUAACAAAUCGUGUUGCUAAAAAUUGCCAUCAUCAUAACGCAUUAUAAU
Messenger RNA from Tetranychus urticae (two-spotted spider mite), 1071 nucleotides. Lineage: Eukaryota; Metazoa; Arthropoda; Arachnida; Trombidiformes; Tetranychidae. The record is from RefSeq and is a predicted model, not a curated record.